This is a messenger RNA of Drosophila erecta, 1689 nucleotides long. It is a transcript of the gene Actn3, whose product is annotated as cytospin-A. The record is from RefSeq and is a predicted model, not a curated record. Gene Ontology annotation, molecular function: protein binding. The transcript is spliced from 2 exons. Lineage: Eukaryota; Metazoa; Arthropoda; Insecta; Diptera; Drosophilidae. The coding region runs from base 16 to 1689 and encodes 557 amino acids.
AAUGAAGUUCGCAAAAUGAAGAUCUGCUUGGGGAAAGUAAUUCUUUUCACAAGGUCUUUGAGGGAGACAUUUGCCGAAAGUCAAGAGUCCGGUACAGUUCUGUUACGAUGUACUCGGUACAUUAAGCGUUUGUCUAUUAUUCUGCCACUACUUGAGACUGAAGAAAGCUUAAAUAGAGUGAAUAAAACGCUCUUUCAGCUGGACGUUGAUACCAUUCUUUUUGAACUGGAGUGUAUUGUCAAGGAGGCCCUAAAAUCUUCUUCGGGGUCGAAAUUUGCCAAUCAAGAGCUAUGUUCUACUACUCCGGAAACUUCUUUAAAAGAAAGUCAGAUUUGUGAGUUAAAUAAAUUGCGGUUAAUGUUGAGAAAUGCGGAGAAAAAAAAGGAGCUAGAAGCAAUGGGUCACAAUUUAAUGAUAAUGAAGGAGAAAACCUUGGUCCUUCAGGCCUGCAGAAAUCAAGAGGCAGCGGAACAGAGACUAGCUGAGGAGCAGGAUCGCACCAAGGCACUCGAAGAAUGUUUGUCCAACUACCAAAUACAGUUGAAGAACAUCACCGAACAGUAUCAGAAAUUGAAGGAAGCCAGCCAGCAAUUAAUUAGGGAGAGACAUAAGAUUAGGCCACAGAAAAGAUUUCCCCAAAGUUGGAAUGCGCAAGUAGUGCAAAGAAAAAGCAGAAUAUCGACUAGGAAAAGUCUCGUACGGAAGUCGGUUAAGCUAAGUCAAUCGGAACGGGAAACUCUUAUAAAACUGAAGAUCCGUCUUAGUGAGGAAAAAGAGAUUAAGGUGAGAGCCAAGAGCGCAAUGUGUAAAAUUAAAAAGGACAUGGACGACCUAUAUUACGGGAAAGGACAGCUGCGAUUUGGGUUAGAAAAAGAGACCAAAUCAAAUACAAAUGCAAGUCGGAGGUUAAGAAAAAACAGUAAGAAUACUUUGGUCGUCAUUGACAAAGCCUUGAGUGCUCUUUCCCAUUACAACAGACUUAAAUUUCCGGACUGCAGCUUCAAGUUGAGCCGCCUUAUGGAAUGUCUUUAUGGCAACAUGACUACGAUCCGAAGAAGAUGGAUCCGAAAAAUAGGCAGUGCAGUGGGACGAAAACCAAGCUAUUUCAAUAGUAAAACUCGCUUUUUGCCAAGGCCACCAAUAGCAGUUUCUUUGUCACGCCAGCUUUUCUGGGAUAAGAUCUACAAGCCCUGCACCCAGAUAACACCUUUGGCGUCCAAAGCGAGCUUAAUCCCGGUUUUUCCGAAGAUAAAGUCCAAAUCCCUACUUAAAAAGCUACCAUCAGCGCCUUUAGUUCCACGUACUGUGCCGUCCCGCGUUUCCUGUACAGCAUCGGUGCCAAAGUACGUGGGAAAAACAUUCGGCGAUCGACGCCUCAGCCUGCUCCGCUGGUGCCAAGAAAGGGUUAAACCAUACGGAAUUCCCAUGUACGAGUUCAGUGCCUCGUGGAGUAGUGGCCAUGCUCUGUGCGCCAUCAUCCACUCCUACCGUCCCGACCUGGUUGACAAAACAUAUCUCGACCAUAGGAAAGCCCAGGAGGCCUUGGCAUAUGGCGUUAAAAUGGCCAAGUCCCUUGGUGUGUCUGAAUCCGUCGACCUUAUUGACGAGCUCCGCAAUGGACGUCCUAACCUAGAGAAGGUUGUCGAUUUCGUGGAGGAGCUGCAUGACUUUCUGGAACCAGGUGUAUAA